AUACAGGCCAAGGUACCGCGCUCUACGCUUCCAGGGAAAGAAGCGAAGUGCUUCCAGCCCUUGCUGGUAUUCCCGCAUGUACACCGGCAUGGGGCUUGGCUCCUGCCGGAUUCUGGGAAAUUGUUUAAAGCUGGGAGGGUAACUGGCCAAUCGCCGUGAACGCAACGAACAUUGAUGCGUUUGCGAAGCCUUGAUUAUGCUAGCAGCCGAUGCGUGUUGUGAAUACACAUUUGCACCUGUAUGAGCACGAUACUCAUUAAAUGCAGCGCGGCCCGUUAGGCGUAGUGGCAAACUCGCGCCUGGCACACUUUUAUUGUGACCCUUUGUAGCAAGCAGCAUAUGGACUUGUGUCCCAAAUACGACUUUCAACAUGGGAUGUGCCAUUGUGUUGCUUAGUUGCUCACCGGGUCCCUCGCUGAACCACUAAAGCCUCCGCACAGACCGUUCAGUGACGCUAGAAAACUUAGCAGCAUGAUCGGCUGGAUCAACAUCUCCGUGGAGAGCUUCGUCCGGGAGAAAUUUGGGGAUGCCGUCUGGGAGCAAACCCUGUCGACCUCAGGCGUGCAGGCGGGCUGGGUGUCGUCGUGCCCCUACCCCGACGCCGCCACCUACGGCCUCGUCAUUACCGCAUCCAGCAUCCUGGGGGUGACUCCCGCACAAGCCCUGGAGGCGUACGGAGUGUACUUUGUGGAGUACACUGCCCGCCUGGGGUAUGAGAAGCUGCUGAAGAGCUUGGGAAGCAACAUGGCCGAGUUCCUCAAGAACCUGAACGACCUGCACCUGCAUCUCGGCAUGAGCUUUCCCGCCAUGGCGGCGCCCGCCUUCAAGUGCACGGACGUGGGGCCCACUUGCCUGACGCUGCAUUACCACAGCCACCGGCCGGCGCUGGGCCCCAUUGUGGUGGGUGUGCUCAAGGGCCUCGCGGAGCAGUACUGGGGCCUGGGCGGCGAUCAGCUGCAGGUGGAGCUGCUGCGGGGGCGAGACGACGGCAGCGAUGACCACGAGGUGUUUCGGGUCAGCUACCCUCACCAAGCAGCGCUUCAGCACUGCGGGCCGCCUGCGGCCAGCGUUGAUGGCAGCCAAGCCGCCGGCUCUGCUGCCUCCACCGCCUCCCCAGCAGCGGCGGCUGCGCGUAGCUUUACGCUGAACCCGAACGACUUCUACCAGCUCUUCCCCUUCCACUUGCUGCUAGACCGCAGCUGCCGCGUAGUGCAGGCGGGGGCGAUGCUGGAGCGGCUGCUUCCGGAGCUGCGCGGGCAGAGCGGCGUGCCGCUGGGGGACGUGUUCCAGCUGAAACACCCGCAUCGGCCGCUGGACUUCGAGACCGUGACCCGAGAGCUUGACAACAUCUUUGUCCUAAAAGCCCAUGUGAGCGGUCUGGAGCUCAAAGGUCAGAUGGUGGCUGUGCCGCUGCCGCUGCACCCGGGCGCUGGCUGCCCCGCCACCCAGGAGGGCCUGCUCUUCAUGGGCACGGCACGCCUAGCGGGCCUCGACGACAUGCGCCACCACGGCAUCUUCAUCUCCGACAUCCCGCACCACGACAUCAACCGGGACUAUGUGCUGCUAGCGGAGCAGCGCCAGGCGGAGGCGCAGCUGCAGGAGCGGCUGGAGUACCUCACGCGUGAACUCAAGGACACCAACUCGCGCCUGGACGAGGAGCGGCGGCGCAGUGACAGGCUGCUUUACCAGAUGCUGCCUCCCGAGGUGGCCAGCUGCCUCAAGAAUGAGGAGCGGGCGCCGGCACAAGAGCACCCAGAGGCCACGGUGCUGUUUAGCGACAUAGUAGGCUUCACGGAGAUUGCUUCACGCAGCUCGCCGCUGGAGGUGUGCUCGCUGCUGGACGAGCUGUAUCAGCGCUUCGACGGGGCCAUUGAGGAGUACCCGCAGCUGUACAAGGUGGAGACCAUCGGGGACGCAUACAUGGUGGUGUGCAACGUGACGGUGCCGUGUGACGACCAUGCGGACGUGUUGCUGGAGUUUGCGCUGCGCAUGCACGAGGAGGCCAGUCGGGUUGCCAGCAGCCUGGGGGAGCCCGUGCGCAUCCGCGUGGGCAUGCACUCGGGCCCGGUGGUGGCGGGCGUGGUCGGCCGCAAGAUGCCUCGCUUCUGCCUGUUUGGCGACACCGUCAACACGGCCAGCCGCAUGGAGUCCCACGGCGAGGCCGGCCAGAUCCACAUCAGCGAGGCCUGCUACAGCUGCCUCCGGUCCAAGGAGCGCUUUGAGAUCCGGGAGCGAGGCAACAUCACUGUCAAGGGCAAGGGAACCAUGCGGACAUUCCUCAUUGCACCGGCGCAAAGGCCUGGCAGCCCAUCCCUCAGCCGGCGGCCGGCGCGUGCGUCGACCUGGCAUAGCAGCGCCAGGGACUGCGUGGCGGACCUCAGCCGCCUCCCCUCAGGCAGCGCCAAUUACUCCUUCAGCAUUGCGCAGCCGCCGUUCACCACCGCAAACUCAACGUCGGCUGGAGCAACAAAAACGGAUGAGGGCUCUCCCAGCGGGGGCACCAUGGGUUCACCGUCCUCGCCACUACUCAACAGCGGCGGGGACGGCCGUGCCAUGUCCCGACAGCUGCGGGCCAUGUCCCCGAGUACCAACCCGCUGGCAUCUCUUGCAAGCAGUGCGAGCCGCAAGUUCUCCCAACCAGCGCUUGUCCGAGUCUCAAGCGGCUCGCAGAUCGGGCGAGGGGAGGGGCAACUUCUCAGCCGCCUCGAAAGCAUGACCCUCGCGCGGACGAGCAGCGGUUUUCUCGGCAGUGACGGCGGGAGCCGGGAGGCGGGAGCGGGAGGCGGACGGGAAGCGGGCGGGAGGCCUAGUGGGGCAUUGAAUUCCUAGUACAAGCAAGAGCAGAGGGUGGUGAGAAGCCUAGUGGGGCAUGAUAGAGGAUUAGAGGCGUUGAAUGGCGCCGUGCUGACGUGCUGUGAACUGAUCGAGAGGGAAGGCCAGCUGUCCGUGCCUGUGCGCCCCAGAGGCCACUCAUGUAUGGAUACUGGUGUUUUGAAGAGAUUGGGUUGGGAUUAGGCAGGAUGUCGCGGGGAGACUGCCUUGGACAACGGGCCGCCAGCCGUGUACACACUUGUACACACGCGUGUACAACAGUGUAAAACAAACGCCUG
Molecule: messenger RNA, 3110 nt
Organism: Chlamydomonas reinhardtii
Lineage: Eukaryota; Viridiplantae; Chlorophyta; Chlorophyceae; Chlamydomonadales; Chlamydomonadaceae
Exons: 12
Coding region: 472-2829 (785 amino acids)
Biological process (GO): cGMP biosynthetic process; response to oxygen levels
Cellular component (GO): guanylate cyclase complex, soluble
Molecular function (GO): heme binding; guanylate cyclase activity
Source: RefSeq, a predicted model, not a curated record